AUGACAAUGACAUCAACCACAGACACCCCGUUGACAGACAGUCAGAGGCGAAAACUCGCCCAUCAGCUGCUGAUCGAACAUCUCUCAUACCAAUUUGCCUUUCCGGUCCAAUGGAUCGAUACCCAACAAGCCCUACUUCAACAUGAUCCCCCCAUCCAGCGCAUCAUCGAGAUUGGUCCUUCGAAAGUCCUGGCCACCAUGGCCCAGAAGACCGCCACGUCGGGUCCAACCGCCCGCCAUGACCAGGCCAAUGCCAUUAACCGACAGUUCCUUAGCUCGGCCAGCAAUCUUAAGGAUAUCUACUAUGAGUAUGAGCCUGAGGAGCCAGCCCCAGCUGCAGCCCCAGCCCCAGCUACCACCGCUGCUGCGCCAGCUGCAACUGUAGCUGCAUCUGCACCUGCACCUGCACCUGCGCCAGCUGUAUCAGCUGCCUCCGUCCCCGACACGCCACUCACAGCCGGGGAUCUAGUCCUGGCAUUGACAGCUCAGAAACUGAAGAAGCCAUUCGACCAAGUCCCCUUGGACAAGUCCAUCCGGGAUCUCUCCGGAGGCAAAUCCACUCUGCAAAAUGAACUGAUCGGCGACCUCGAAGCCGAGCUCGGCCAUCUCCCCGACAACAGCGAGACCCUAGCCCUAGAAGCUCUCUCGAUGCUCCCCUGUUCCGGCCAGCUCGGCAAGCCCAUGACCAGUCUAAUAGCCCGACUGAUCUCAUCCAAGAUGCCCGGCGGUUACAAUCAACAGUCGAUCCGACAGCACCUGCAGACCCGAUGGGGACUUGAAUCCCAGCGUCAGACGGCCAUUCUAUGCUACGCCACCACUCUUGAACCAGCAGCCCGUCUCGCUGACCCUGCCGCCGCCACUGGAUUCAUCGAUAGCGUCGUCCAACGCUACGCCCAGUACUUCAAGCUGUCCCUGUCCCCUGGCUCAUCCGCUGGCCCGUCCACUCCCGCGGCAGUCAUCGACGCAUCAGCCCUCGAAGCCGCCACCCGCGAGCAGAAAACCGCCAUUCGCAAGAUCCACGAGGUCCUCACCCAACUGCUCGAUGAGCCUGAUACCACCGAGCCCGCUGCAUCUACAACCGACCUCACCGCACAACUCGACCACUGGACCACCGAGUUCGGAUCCCACAUGCAAACCGGCACCGCUCCACUCUUCGAUGCCAACAAAAUUCGUCUCUACGAUUCCUGGUGGAACUGGAAACCCCCCCUCCCCUCCCUCUUCCCCCCUCCACCACCCCCACCACCCCCAACAUACAUCUACACCACCCCCUCCCUCGCCCCAAGAACAACCAUAACCCCCACCGGCGACCUCCUCUACACCGAAACCCCCCGGUCCCCAGCCACCACCCCCACCGAAUACACCUACCUACUCACGCGAAGCACCACCACCAACCUCCCCUUCUGCCACCUGCGCAGUCGCCACGACACAACAACCUGGACAUACAACACCCACUGGACAAACCACUUCCUGACCUCCCUCACCACAGCCACCACCACCGGGUUAUCCUUCACAAACCGCACCGUGCUAAUCACCGGCGCCGGCCCCGGCUCCAUCGGUGCGGAACUCAUCAAGGGAUUACUCCAAGGCGGAGCCCAAGUCCUCGUCACCACCAGUCGAGCCAUCGGCUCAACAGCCCAAUUCUACACAGAUAUGUAUAGAACGUAUGGGUCGAGGGGGAGUAAACUCGUCCUGAUACCGUUUAACCAGGGCAGUCGGGGAGAUUGCGAAGCGCUUAUUGAUCAUGUUUAUGAUUCUGCGAGUGGGAGUGGAUAUGGAGGGGAUAUCGACGCUAUCCUCCCCUUCGCUGCCAUCCCACAGACCGGGCAGGUCGAUGGUGGGAUAGAUGAGAAAGCGGAACUCGCGCACCGACUCAUGCUAACGAAUCUUCUUCGAUUGCUGGGGAGAAUCAAAUAUCAUAAAGUCCAGAGACGCAUAACCACUCGUCCGACGAUGGUUAUUCUCCCGUUAUCGCCGAACCAUGGGACGUUUGGUGGGGAUGGGCUGUACUCGGAGUCGAAGUUAGGGUUGGAGACUUUAUUUAAUCGCUUCUAUUCGGAGAGAUGGGCGCCUUAUCUAUCUGUUUGUGGGGCUGUGAUUGGUUGGACGAGGGGGACUGGGCUCAUGAAUGGGAAUAAUCUCCUCGCUGAGGCGGUGGAAGAGAAAGGAGCGAUGACAUUCACGUCUGGGGAAAUGGCGCUAAAUAUUCUGGCUGUGAUGGGGUGUGAGAAGUUAGUGGGAGUGUGUGAGGAACAGCCCGUGUUGGUGGAUUUGAGUGGUUGUUUGGGUAUGAUUGGGGAUUUGAAGGGUGUGUUGGCUGCUGCAAGGAAACGGAUGCAGAUGGAGAGUGCUGUGAGAAAGGGUGUGGUGGAGGAGAGGGCGAGGGAGGGAUUUAUUCUGGGAAAUACCCCUCCUCCCUCUCCUCCUGACACUACGGUAUAUCACCCACGCGCAAAUCUCCAAGUCGGAUACCCCAAAGUCCUCGACUACGCCACAGCCACAAAAAACCUCCCAAAUCUCCAAGACAUGCUCGACUUCCAAAAAACCAUCGUCGUGGUGGGAUACUCCGAACUCGGACCCUGGGGCAGUGCCCGCACACGAUGGGAGAUGGAAUCCACCGGGGAAUUCACCACGGAAGGGUACGUGGAAAUGGCAUGGAUGAUGGGUCUGAUCCAACACUUCUCCGGGGAUAUCCAAGGUAAACCCUACUCCGGCUGGGUCGAUCGAGAGACCAAAACGCCUGUCCACGACGACGAGAUCGGGACCAAGUACGGAGAAUAUAUCCGCUCCCAUGCAGGGAUCCGAUUCAUCGAGCCAGACCUCUUAAACGGAUAUGAUCCGGACAAGAAGGAAUUCCUCCACGAGGUGGUUGUCAACGAGGAUCUCCCUGUGUUCACAACAGCCCGGGCAACCGGCGAGGCAUUUAAACUACGCUAUGGAGAAAAGGUAGAGGUUACUCCCCAGGGGGAAGAAGAGUGUCUGGUACGAAUCAAGAAGGGGGCACAGUUUCUCGUCCCCAAGGCAGUCCCAUUCACUCGGAAGGUAGCGGGGCUGUUGCCCACGGGCUGGGAUCCAGCGCGGUAUGGCAUCCCAGAGGAUAUCGUCGCCCAGGUCGAUCCCAUCACACUGUACGUGCUAUGUUGCGUAUGUCAGGCCAUGCUCAGCGCCGGGAUCCAGGAUCCGUUCGAGAUUUACCAGCACAUGCAUGUCUCCGAACUAGCCAAUUGCAUCGGGACAGGCGUGGGUGGACUCGUCUCUAUGCGCGGCGUCUACGCAGAACGAUACCUCGACCAUCCAGUCCAAAACGACAUUCUCCAGGAAUCAUACCUCAAUGCCAUGGGCGCUUGGGUCAACAUGCUCCUCGUUGGAUCCAGCGGCCCGAUCAAAUCCCCUGUUGGCACCUGCGCCACCUCAGUCGAAUCCCUCGACACAGCCUGCGAAUCGCUCCUCCUCGGCAAAACCAAAAUGGCCCUAGUCGGCGGAACCGACGACUUCCAACCGGAAAUGUCCUACGAAUUCGCCAACAUGAAAGCAACCUCCAACACAAUCACGGAGCUAGCCAAUGGCCGUCUCCCGCACGAAAUGUCCCGUCCCAGCACUACCUCUCGCGCAGGAUUCAUGGAAUCCGCCGGCUGCGGGAUCCAAAUCAUCACGACGGCGGAAAUGGCACUGCAGAUGGGUCUCCCAAUAUAUGGCAUCGUGGCAUAUACCCAGAUGGCGGGGGAUCGGGUGGGGAGGUCGGUUCCGGCGCCGGGGAUGGGGGUGCUCACUGCUGCGCGCGAAUCCAUCUCAUCUUCAUCACCUAUCCUUGAUUUCGAGUACCGUCGGGAACAGCUCUCAAAUGCCAUAUCCCAAGUCCGAGAAGAACGGACGAGGUCGCUUACAGCGGCGAAACACGCCCCGGGAAACAUGGACUUAGAAUCCCACAUCCAAACCAUCGAAACCCACACUGCACAACAAACCCGCUCCGCCCAAUCCCUCUGGUCCCACGACCUCCACCACACAGACCCAAACAUCUCCCCUCUCCGCGCCGCUCUAGCAACCUACGCCCUAACCAUCAACGACAUCACCAUCGCUACACUCCACGGGACCUCUACCCCAGCCAACGACCUCAACGAAGCACGGGUAAUAAACACCCAAAUGACCCAUCUCCGCCGCACCCCGGGAAACCCCCUCCUCGCCAUAUCCCAAAAAUAUCUAACCGGCCACCCCAAAGGCGCAGCAGGGGCAUGGAUGCUUAACGGGGGUUACAGGUCUUACACUCGGGCGUGGUACCGGGGAAUCGGAACGCGGAUAACAUUGAUCACAGAUUGGAAGGGUUUGAACAUCUGGUGUACCCCGCCAAGGAGAUGAAUGUUGG
This is a messenger RNA of Aspergillus sclerotioniger CBS 115572, 4357 nucleotides long. Its product is annotated as thiolase-like protein. The coding region runs from base 1 to 4350 and encodes 1449 amino acids. Gene Ontology annotation, molecular function: holo-[acyl-carrier-protein] synthase activity; 3-oxoacyl-[acyl-carrier-protein] reductase (NADPH) activity; 3-oxoacyl-[acyl-carrier-protein] synthase activity. Gene Ontology annotation, biological process: long-chain fatty acid biosynthetic process. The transcript has 6 exons. The record is from RefSeq and is a predicted model, not a curated record. Lineage: Eukaryota; Fungi; Ascomycota; Eurotiomycetes; Eurotiales; Aspergillaceae. Gene Ontology annotation, cellular component: fatty acid synthase complex.